This is a messenger RNA of Acanthochromis polyacanthus (spiny chromis), 1253 nucleotides long. RefSeq names its product transcription factor HES-5-like. The coding region runs from base 80 to 574 and encodes 164 amino acids. Gene Ontology annotation, cellular component: nucleus. Gene Ontology annotation, biological process: anterior/posterior pattern specification; regulation of neurogenesis; regulation of transcription by RNA polymerase II. NCBI's taxonomy places the organism in Eukaryota, Metazoa, Chordata, Actinopteri, Pomacentridae. The transcript is spliced from 2 exons. The record is from RefSeq and is a predicted model, not a curated record. Gene Ontology annotation, molecular function: protein dimerization activity; DNA-binding transcription factor activity, RNA polymerase II-specific; RNA polymerase II cis-regulatory region sequence-specific DNA binding.
UAUAAAUACAGGCUGGAGGCAGAGGAGAAGCUCAGAUUAGACUGCAGACCAACAGUGCAGGAACUGUGACUCUUCAGCGAUGGCUCCCACUGUGUUUGGACCAGCAAGCAAGGAACAGCUGACUCCUGCUCAUAAGCUGAGGAAGCCCAUGGUGGAGAAGCUGCGCAGAGAUCGCAUCAACACCAGCAUCGAGCAGCUCAAGUCCCUGCUGGGUCCCGAGUUCCUCCGGCAGCAGCCCGACUCCAAGCAGGAGAAGGCCGACAUCCUGGAGAUGGCCGUGGCCUACCUGAGGGGCUGGCAGCAGCAGAAGCAGCAGCAGCAGGCCGGCCUCACCUCCAGCCCGAUGACGGCCGGCGACGGCUACUCCCACUGCGUCCAGGAGGCCGUCAGCUUCCUGUCCCACUGCCAGGUCCAGACCCAGGCCCACCGGCUGCUGCUCAGCCACUUCCAGGGUCUGCAGACGUCCAGCAGGACCGGCCAGAGCCCCGGCAGCCCUCCUGGAUCUCCCCUCCACCGGGGCGGCUCCAGUAAGGGUGGAAACCAGGCCAGCUGUGCCCUGUGGAGGCCCUGGUAGGACCUGGUGGGACCUCCACCCUGAGAGAAAACUACGUCUGUGAAGGUCAUGGACAGAAAGUUGAAGACUCAUGAAGUCUGUUUGCUUUUGCUCCUGGAGGAGAAUCGAUGUUUGAGUGUUUGACGUUGUUCCUGUGGAAGGACUGAAGAGAUUCAGGUUUUACUGAAUAGAAACAGUGUGUUUGAACAUUUUAUUUCUACAGUUUUUACUCUGUGUUUGUGUUCAUUGUUCCUUUUUGGGAAACUGACUCUGUUUGUUUUGCAAACAUCUCUGUGUUAUUUUAACCACAUUGGUUUAAAUCUGUCUGAUUGAUUGAUGUGUUCACGUUUAUCUCUGAUACUGAGUAUCACUGACUGAUUGGUUUCAUCAGUUUGCUGCUGGUGAAUCAGAAAUGAGACCUACAAGGAUCCUAUGGAUCCACCUUCACUGUAAAUCUUAUGAUUAUCCUUUUAUGAUUCCACCUUUAUGAUGACUGUGUGUGAAGGCGUGUUACUGAUCUGUAGCUGCUUCCUGUCAUGUUCAUUAUGGAUGUUUUCAUCUUCUGUUUACUGCCUUUUAUAAAGGUGUUUUCUGUUGAUCUUUGCUAUAAAGAACCUGUCGUGUUGCUUCCUUGAGAAGUUUGAAAAUAUGAGAAAAAAUAAAUGAAAAACUUCUUGUGAAGUUUUGCAAACAUGAACAA